GGUAAAAACCCGGCCCCGUGAUGGCCAAUUCCAAGCUGCGGAUGUGCCGGAUGUGUCUGUCGACCGGCGCAAUCUUGCGCAGCCUGUUCACCAUUUUCCAGGAUCACAACCUUGUGUUCAUCAUCAGGGACUACGUUCGGCUGGAGAUCGAUCAGAACGACAAUCUGCCGCAGAUGGUGUGCAAAUCGUGCGCCGUCAAGCUGAUUCGAGUGCGUGAAAACGUUUCGUUGUUCGUGGAGAGUGACCGGAAGCUUCGGGAGAAGCUACAGGAUGGAACGGUGGCUGCGGAAGAGAUCCACAAGCUGGGUCAGGAUCGCCGGAAGUACGCCCGGAAGUCGGCGGACGAGGACGAGCAUGGCUGGGGUGCUGAUCCCAAGGACGGGGAUGUUUCGAAAAAGGAACUCCCUAAAGAAGCGAAAGAUCUUGGAGGUGGUGCAGAUGUAGGCAACUUCGAAUUCAACGAAGUCAAGCACGAACUGCUGGACAGCGAAUCCGAUGAAGAUAUUCCGUUGAAGAUUCUUAAAAAAGUGGUAAACGAUGUUGAGGCCGAAUCCGAUGUUAAACCACCGGUGAUCCCGGUAGCACCGGCCGUUGUGGUGCUACAGGAUCAUAAAGAAGAACCGGAGGACUUUGAUGAAUUUGGCCCAGCCGAUGCCCCUAGUCCGUUCCAAUCCGAUAGUGAAUCGGAGGAGGAGAAACCACCUAGGAAGAAGGCUAAGAAGGAAAAUGUAACUAAUGAUAGUGGUUCAAGGAGAGUCAGCAGGAGGCAAACAAAGACACCUAAAAUUGAGGUACUGUCGGACGACGAACCGCUUAGCGAUCAUGACGAUGAAGAUACGGAUAAAACGUUCGAGUUGAAGGACGCCAAGAAAGAGGAGGAUCCGGAUGAAUCGUUUGAUGCUCCUAAAAUACCUAAAAAGAGGGGAAGGAAGAAGCGGGUCCAUACAGACGGUGACGCUCCGAAGCCUAAGAAAGCUCCGAAGAAGCCGGGACCAAAGCCUGGGCCUAAACUGGAAAAGCCAAAACCUUCGCUGCACGAUUUCAAGUGUUACGUUUGCAAAAGCGAAUCGCUGGGCAGUCAACAAGCCCUUAUUGAGCAUCUCUCGACACAUGUAAGUCAAAUUCCGUACACGUGCAAGGAAUGCGUGAUGGAGACGGUUGUCCUGACGAGAGUUCGUACGUUGAAUACACACAUGAAGAUGCACGAACAGCCGGUCAAGUGCGACUAUUGCGAUCGAAGAUACAGUAACGCAGCUGGAAAGUACUAUCACCUGCAAACCUUCCACCUGGGCGGCGCUGCACCAUGUCUGGUGAAUUGUGAAGUGUGCGGCAAAACUUGCGGAUCUCAAAACGCGCUCAAGAUUCACAUGAAGUACCACACGACUAAGCUGAAGUGCAGUCACUGCGACAUGGUGUUCAACCACCCGAACAAGAAACGGAACCACGAACGGACGCACGAUCAGAAUCGGGGCAUCGAGUGCGUGGUUUGUAAGAAAAUCCUGCUUACAGUAGAAUCCUACGACGUCCAUCUCAAGAAACACACCCACGAACGUAGCUACGCCUGCCAUCUGUGCUCGAAGAAGUUCAACACGUCGUGCAAUCUGAUUACGCAUUUGAAGGUCCACGAAAAGAACGACAACUACCGGCCCGCCAAGUCCUGGGUCGAUCACUACACCGUGCUGAGCCGCGAUCCGCUCCACUUCAAGUGCAACCACUGCGACCGGUACAACACGGACAAGGUGAACAACAUGAUAUCCCAUCUGCAGGCGCACUUCAAGGAGUACGAGUGCGACCAGUGCCAGCACAAAUUUGCCACCGCAAAACAGCUCAGAGCUCACUACACUACGCACACCGGAGAAAAACCGGAAAAGUGCAAGCACUGCGGGAAGGUCUUCUCCACCAAGAACAACCUGCGCAUUCAUCUGAAGGCGGCGCACCCGGAGUGGGCGCCACAGCGUUCGACGCCGGUGCCAAUGGUGGAUUCUCCGCUGCAGCAGCGGACGACGACCGAGGUCGCGUUGGACCAGUACGCCGGUAGUUCGUCAGCCAUGAGCAGUAGCUCGUUCGGUAUGGUCAUUCCGCAGCAGCAGCAGCAGCCGCCGCUGGUUCAGGGAAUGAACGUGCUGAGAAGCUGAACUGGGUGUGGGUAAGUGGCAUUUGUUUGAUUUAAUAUAGCUAUAU
Culex pipiens pallens (northern house mosquito) is the source of this 2181-nucleotide messenger RNA. RefSeq names its product zinc finger protein 37-like. NCBI's taxonomy places the organism in Eukaryota, Metazoa, Arthropoda, Insecta, Diptera, Culicidae. The transcript has 4 exons. The coding region runs from base 21 to 2135 and encodes 704 amino acids. Gene Ontology annotation, cellular component: nucleus. Gene Ontology annotation, molecular function: zinc ion binding. The record is from RefSeq and is a predicted model, not a curated record.